AUGGAGGGCGAACAGCUCUGCUUCGGCACUCAAGAACAGGGCGGAAGUCGAUUACCGCACCCCGGAAUUUUCCCAUGUGGAGACUUUCGUUCUCCGAGGCAGGUAGAACACGCAGCAGCCAAUGGAAAUUUCGAGCUCGUCACCGCCCUUCUGAAAGCGGGUGGCACAGGAAGUCCAGGUCUAAGAGGCUGCCGCGGCCGCACUCUUCUCGACGCUGCUGCAGAAAGCGGCAACGAACAAGUGGUUUCGGCCAUCCUGAGGGCGGGUGCAACUCCGGAUCGUUGCGCGCGUUCGGCUUCCAAACGAAGGAGUGCCUUGCACCGCGCCGCGCUCCACGGGCAUGAGGCCGCGGCCAGGGUCCUGAUGAUGGCCGGGGCGAACGUCGGCUCGCUCGAUGCUGUUAAGCGUGGCCCGCUAGCCCUCGCAGUGAGGCGAAACGUGGUUGAAUCUCUCUCAAUCCGCUGUGAUCUGGACUGCUCAAACCUCUCUUCUUCCCCCCGAGAAACGUGUUGUGCACAUGAAAGGGGCGAGCACGAACACCUCGUGUGUUCGUUACUACUCGGAGGGGCUUGUCCCAGCGCGAAGGACAAGAAGGGAGACGCACCCCUCCAUCUCGCUGCUUGGCGUGGCCGUGCCGGCAUCGCAAGCGCACUGCUUCUCAAGGGCGGUGACAAGAAUGCUCUGGACAGUCUGGGCCGGAUCUUCCUCUGGCGCUGCUUCCGACACAAGGCGGGAGUAGGCCAGUUGCGUCGAGUGUUGGGGAGGAUGCAGCGCACCCUUCAUGCGACUCGCCGAGUAUCUCACGGCGUUUCGCGNCCCCCCCCCCCCCCCUGUUUCCGUCGUUUUAUUUCCGCCGUGCGAAAGUCACCCUUGAUUGUCGCCGCGGAGCAUGGUGCUCGUGGCACGAUAGACGCUCUCCUGGUGGCUGGCGCCGACCCAGACAUUCGCCACGGAGAGAACGAGCUAUCGGCCCUCGACUCGGCCGUGUCGCACGGGCACAUCAGCGUCCUGAAAGCUCUGGCCCAUCACGAAGGGGUGGACGUCAACGCCGUCGACCCCACCGGUUAUACGGCGCUUCACAUGGCCGCAGACAACAACCAGUCGAGCGCGGUCGGCGUGCUCAUCGCUGCCGGCGCCGACCUGGAGUCGCAAGACAUCCAUCAGUGGACACCUCUCCACUGCGCCGCCAGCCUCAGUGACCAGGCAAGGAAGACGAGUUCGUUGACAUCCUCCAACCAGCAGCCUUUUUGCUCUCUCUUGGCCCCCACCAGGUACAACGCCUGCUGCGAUGUCGUCCUCGAACUGUUGAGGCGAGGUGCAAAGAUGGACGCCCGCGAGUCGGCCGGAGAGUACCCGCUUCACAUGGCGACUCAAUACCUUGCCGACGAAAUCGUGGACCUCCUGCUGAGGUGA
Molecule: messenger RNA, 1413 nt
Organism: Ectocarpus sp. CCAP 1310/34
Lineage: Eukaryota; Phaeophyceae; Ectocarpales; Ectocarpaceae
Source: the annotation of a GenBank genome assembly